AUGACAGCAGCAUGCCUUCGAUCUAGUGAUUGGUCAAUGCCAUUAAGUACUGAUGGUGAACGUCAAACGUCAUCAAAUAUCUUGAAUGAUACCAGUAUAAACUUGAGCAAUGUUUCAGGUGGUAACUUCGACAGACCAGAUUCGAGAGAGUCUACCACAAAAAGGUUAUUAUUACAAUGGAAACUACCUCCAUGCUGUUUAUCGACAGCAUGUUGCAUAGGAUUUAUUGUGGGUCUUUUAGCAGCUGGCAUAUUGCUAGCUGUGAUCAUUACAUUUUGGUUGACGUCAGGUUCUAAAUCAUUGACUACCAUAGUCACGAGUACAAAUAUGGUAACUGGUACGUUUCUACUUUUACAUUGCUCAUUAUAA
Messenger RNA from Adineta steineri, 369 nucleotides. The record is from the annotation of a GenBank genome assembly. Lineage: Eukaryota; Metazoa; Rotifera; Eurotatoria; Adinetida; Adinetidae.